GAAACGAAGCUCCUGAGCAAGGAACCCCGAGACAGGAAUAUUCACGUGAUUAUAAUCUACAGCGACCAUUGGCUGCAGGAGAAGGAUAGGGCGUUCCGACGACGGCGGCGUGGGUUUGCCUGGAUGACACAAUUACAACAACUUUGAGCUGGUGGUUGGGGGAAGUUUGUGAUAUUACCAAAUAACACCCCGUUUUAAAACCCUGCUUCAACGGCACUCUAUGCAUCACAUGGAAUAGGUUGCAUAUUACUAUUUAGUAUAAAACAAUGUAAAAGACCGUCCGGAGGGCUUGUUUUCUUUAAGGAUUUGGCAACAAUUCUUUCACAUUUUUAAUCCUGGGGGAAAGUUGCUUUCCCCAAAUAUAUUUUUCGGUUGCUUUUUACAUUUGGUGGAGUUCCUCAUUUGCUCCUCCAUUGCGUUUCCAUGAAAUCGUGCGGAGUGUCGCUCGCCGCUGCUGCCUGCGCCGCUGCUCGAAGUCUCGGCGCUGCUGGUGAUGAGGAAAAGAAAAUGGCGGCGGGAAAAGCGAGUGAAACCGAAGAGGACUUUCCGAGGCUGACAACGCAGGAGAGGAGCAGCCUGGCCGGAAUAGACAGCCGACUGUUUGGAUUUCAGAGGCUUCAUGAAGAUGGCGCCAGAACGAAGGCCUUGCUGUUAAAGGCUGUUCGCUGCUACGAUGCUCUCAUCUUGAAAGCUGAAGGAAAAGUUGAGCCAGAGUUGUUUUGCCAGCUAGGUCACUUCAACCUCCUCCUGGAGGAUUACCCAAAAGCAUUAUCAGCAUACCAGAGGUACUACAGUUUACAGUCUGACUACUGGAAGAAUGCUGCCUUUUUAUAUGGCCUUGGGAUGGUUUACUUCCAUUACAAUGCAUUUCAGUGGCCAGUGCAGCCCUCCUCUACUGAUGCCCACUCUGGACAGAGAAGGGCGAUAAAAGCGUUUCAGGAGGUGCUUUAUAUCGACCCCAGCUUCUCCCGGGCCAAGGAGAUCCACCUGCGGCUCGGUGUGAUGUUCAAGGUUAUCACAGACUACGAGUCAAGCCUAAAGCAUUUUCAGCUGGCUUUGAUUGACUCAACCCCCUGCACUUUGUCAAAAGCUGAAAUUCAGUUUCACAUCGCUCAUUUGUAUGAAAUUCAGAAGAAGUACCGCGCCGCCAAAGAGGCGUACGAGGCGCUUCUGCAGACGGAGAACCUUCCGGCGCAGGUGAAGGCAACCACCCUGCAACAGUUAGGCUGGAUGCAUCACACGGUGGAUCAGUUGGGAGAUAAAGCCAACAAGGACAGCUACGCUAUACAGUGUCUGCAGAAGUCACUAGAAGCAGACCCCAACUCUGGACAGUCCUGGUACUUCCUUGGCAGGUGCUACUCAAGUAUUGGGAAGGUCCAGGAUGCCUUCAUUUCCUACAGGCAGUCUAUUGACAAAUCAGAAGCCAGCGCGGACACAUGGUGUUCAAUAGGUGUGUUGUAUCAGCAGCAGAACCAGCCCAUGGACGCCCUGCAGGCGUACAUCUGCGCGGUUCAGCUGGACCACGGCCACGCGGCGGCCUGGAUGGACCUGGGCACGCUCUACGAGUCCUGCAGCCAGCCUCAGGACGCCAUCAAAUGCUACAUCAACGCCACCCGCAGCAAGUCCUGCACCAACGGCGCCGCGCUCGCCACCCGCAUCAAAUGCCUACAGGCUCAGUUGUGUAACCUUCAACAAACUAGUCUACCGAGUAAAAGUAAAAUGCUUCCUAGUAUUGAGGAGGCAUGGAGCCUACCAAUCCCAGCAGAACUUACCUCCAGGCAGGGCGCCCAGAACUCAGCACUGCAGGCCUGCAAACCCAGUCAGAGUAGUGAAGGGGGGGGCCUGGGCCAGCCGCCGAUGCCGCCGCACUCGCUGCCUGCGCACGGGGGCCCGUCGGGCCAGGCCGACGACCAGUCCAGCCCAGCCAAGAGGAAGCGCACGUCCAGCCCAGCCAAGAGUUCUACAGAUUCCUGGGCAAACAAUAGUACUGUGCAACAGCAGGUCCCUAACUGGUACUUGACACCACAGAAACUACAGCUCCUGGAUCAGCUACGGACAAACAGGGCGAGCCUGAAGCCAAUGCAGGUGCAGAUGCUUGAGCAGCUGGAGAAUCAGUUUGCUCACAUGCAGCAGCACCAGCAGCAGAUGAGACAAAACGCGGCUGGACUGGUGCGACCCACCAUUCCCAACGGCCCCACACCCAGCUCCACACUGCCUACAAACCCCCUGCCUCCCGCUCAGCACCCCCACACCCCGCCACAGCCAGUCCGGCCCCCCUGCACCGGCCAGCCAAUGGCCAACGGACCUUUUCCGGCCAGCUCCGCCCCCUGCAGCACAGCUGGGAAGCCGGGUAACGCAGACACUAUUUCUGUAGGCAAUAAUCACACGACAGGAAUGGGAAGCAACGGAAACGUGCCUUACCUGCAGCUAAACGCACUACCUCACAACUGCACAACCCCGACCAGCAGCAGCGGCAGCGCUGAGGAGCUGUGGAAAAACCAACACGCUAACUCCACUCAGGGGCUUCACAAAGGUCCAGGUUCGCAUUCGGCAGGUCCCAAUGGCGAAUGGCCUUUCUCUUCCACUGGGACUUCCGCCCAGCCUUUCCAGGCAGCUGGAACCAGUAUUCAAAAUCAGGUCGGACAUUCCACCGCGCCUAGCGAUUCGUUACCGCAGGGGGCCGCUCUCAAUCACCUGUCCUCUCCUCCUCCUCCUCCUCCUCCUCACACUGCUACCUCAGGUGGACAGCAAGGCAUUACCUUAACCAAAGAGAGCAGGCCUUCAGGAAACUGCGCCGCUCCGCCGGGGCCUGAGGGCAGCAGGCAUUCCGGAGGGACGCCUAACAGCACUGCCGCUGUAGAGGGACUCCCUAAUCACGUCCAUCGGGCGACGGCAGAUGCUCUCGCCAGCCCCAGCCGCGCGGACUGCAGGUCACCAGGUGUACUUAGUUCAGACAAUCCUCAGCUCUCCGCCUUGUUGGGCGGGGGGAAAGCCAACAGCGGCGGCGGCGGCGCUGCCAGCGGGACGCCCACCAAGGUCAACAACGUUCACCCGGCCCUGCACGGCCCAAAGACUCACGAGAGCUCGGCGGCCUCCUCGCCCGUCUCAGCCAUGUCCACCGCGACGCCGUCCCCCAAGUCCACGGAGCAGGCCGGGCCCCACAGCCCCCAGGCCGGCCCGGGGUCGGGCCCGGGCCCCACGGUCAACGGCACGGGGCCCGAGGACUCUCAGAGCCCCCUGAAGGCGGAGCCGCCCGCCGUCCACGCCCACAAGCCGGGGCCCCUCCCCCUGGCGUCCUGGUCCUCCGUGUCGAUCUACCCCAGCUCGGCGGACGUGCUCAAAGCGUGCAGAAAUCUGGGCAAGAAUGGUCUGUCUAACAGUAGCAUCUUUUUGGACAAGUGUCCCCCUCCGCGACUCCCUGCCCCCCCCUUCCCCACACUGCCAAAGGACAAGUUGAACCCCCCCACCCCCAGCAUUUAUCUGGAGAACAAGAGAGACGCUUUCUUUCCACCUCUGCACCAGUUCUGCACAAACCCGGCCAACCCUGUCACAGUGAUCCGGGGACUGGCAGGAGCACUCAAACUGGAUUUGGGGCUGUUCUCCACCAAGACCCUGGUGGAGGCCAACCCGGACCACCUGGUGGAGGUGCGGACCCAGAUGUCCCAGCCCACGGACGAGAACUGGGACCCGUCAGGGACCAGGAAGAUGUGGCGCUGCGAGAGCAGCCGCUCGCACACCACCAUCGCCAAAUACGCGCAGUACCAGGCGUCCUCCUUCCAGGAGUCGCUGCGGGAGGAGAAUGAAAAGAAGGGGCAGAAAGAGCACUCGGAUAAUGAAUCCACAUCCCCAGAGAAUGUUGCCCGAAGAAGGAGAGGUCCAUUUAAACACAUCAAGUUUGGAACGAACAUAGACCUAUCAGACGAGAGGAAAUGGAAGCUGCAGUUGCAUGAGCUGAGUAAGCUCCCAGCCUUCGCUCGGGUGGUGUCUGCUGGGAACCUGCUGAGUCACGUGGGUCACACCAUCCUGGGGAUGAACACUGUGCAGCUCUACAUGAAGGUGCCCGGCAGCAGAACACCAGGCCACCAAGAAAACAACAACUUCUGCUCGGUUAACAUCAACAUCGGACCAGGGGACUGUGAAUGGUUUGCCGUGCCAGAGCUGUACUGGGGCGUCAUGAAUGAUUUCUGUGAAAAGAAUAAUAUCAAUUUCCUGAUGGGUUCGUGGUGGCCCAACCUGGAGGACCUGUACGAGGCCAACGUGCCCGUUUACCGGUUCAUCCAGCGGCCGGGGGACCUGGUGUGGAUCAACACGGGCACGGUGCACUGGGUGCAGGCCAUCGGCUGGUGCAACAACAUCGCCUGGAACGUGGGCCCGCUAACAGCUCACCAGUACAAACUGGCGGUGGAGCGGUACGAGUGGAACAAGCUGCAGAAUGUCAAAUCCAUCGUGCCCAUGAUCCACCUCUCAUGGAACAUGGCCAGGAACAUCAAGGUUUCCGACCACAAGCUCUUUGAAAUGAUCAAGUUCUGCUUGUUGAGGACCCUGAAGCAGUUCCAGAUGCUGAAGGAGGCUCUCCUGGGCGUGGGCAAGGAGGUGGUCUGGCACGGGAGGGCCAAAGAUGAGCCCGCUCACUACUGCAGCAUCUGCGAGGUGGAGGUCUUCAACCUGCUGUUCGUCACGAGCGAGAGCAACUCCCGCAAGACCUACGUGGUGCACUGCCAGGGCUGCGCCCGCAAGGCCAGUGCCGACCUGGAGAGCUUCGUGGUGCUGGAGCAGUACAGGCUGGAGGACCUGAUGCAGGUCUACGACCAGUUCACAUUAGCUCCUCCAUUGCCCUCAUCCUCAUCUUGACAUUAACAUUUAUCGUUCUGUGGGCAGUACACACGGACUAAAUGAACCAUUUCUGAUAUUCAGGAAGGGACCAGGUUCUGCACCACUGGUUUCUGUAGCUAUCCCACAAGGCUGCUGGCUGAAAGCUCUGUGUCUAUGCAACCUGCCAAGUGCGCAGUGUCAACCCCUACUGGACGGGAGUGGGUACUGCUCCUUCUCCAGGACUAUUUCAAAGCUGGUUCAGCUCUUACUUACAUUAAAAAGUAAAUAAAAUAUGAUAAAAUGUUUUGUAUAUAUUAUGUCAACUGGCAACAACACAGACUACUGACUUUCUCUUUUUGUAUUCUGUUUAUGGGCUGAGAAAUUACCUUUUUUCCUCAUUGAAAAUUUUUCCCCUUCAAAUGAGUACUAGCUUAGCUGGUCUUUUGUAUGAUAGAUAGAAAUUUGAAGUCUCUUUGGGCAACAAAAUCAAAAAAAGGAAAAAAAAAAGAAGACAUUUUUGUAAUGUGAAGACUUAGGUGAUAUCUUUUUUUUUUACGGCUUUUAUGUUUGUCUUAUUUUGAUGUUUAUUUUUUGUUAGUUUAAGAGGGAAAAAAUCCGAAAAAAUAACAGCCAAGGCUCAAAGAAAAACGAGUUGCACAUAGACUAAGGACAAUUUAAUUUGUUGUGAUUUCUUUUGUUUUGUUUCUAAUCUUGAUGUAAAUUUACACUAUUUAUAAAUACAUAUUUAUUGCUUGAAAAUAUUUGUGGAUGGAAUGCUGUUAUUUUUUCCAGAGUACCUGCCAUGAAAUUUUAAGGAGUUGCAAUUUUAUUACUCCUGUUAUGUUUUCUAUAUAUAAAUAAAACUGCUUAGUAAGCAUUGUACAGAUACAUGAAAAUUGUUUUAUUGUUUGAAGGAUGUUUUAUGAGUUAUUAAACCAAAAUUGUUACCAUAUUA
This is a messenger RNA of Anguilla rostrata (American eel), 5767 nucleotides long. Its product is annotated as lysine-specific demethylase 6A-like. Gene Ontology annotation, molecular function: protein binding; chromatin DNA binding; histone H3K27me2/H3K27me3 demethylase activity. The transcript is spliced from 31 exons. Lineage: Eukaryota; Metazoa; Chordata; Actinopteri; Anguilliformes; Anguillidae. Bases 424 to 4851 code for a protein of 1475 amino acids. Gene Ontology annotation, cellular component: MLL3/4 complex. Gene Ontology annotation, biological process: regulation of gene expression; heart development. The record is from RefSeq and is a predicted model, not a curated record.